AUGAGGGAGGGAUGCCUUGAGUCCUUGAACCGCACCGCUUUACAGGCAAGCUCCAGUCUGCGUGCCUGUGCCUGCAUCGACUUCAAUCGAUCACAUGCUGUGGCAGUCGCCUGGCUAUUCACAGCUGAUCACACUUACUCAGCAUCACAGGGGUGUGAGGUGUCCUGUGUCUUGUCAGAGUACUCUCCUUGCGGCCAACUGUGCCAGGUGCGAGAGCAAGCUGAGCGACUCGAAGAGGCGCUAGGUGAGGGCGACUGCGCCGACGACUACUGGAAUGCUCCGACGCUGGAGUGCUCGAUCUGCCGGAAGUCCAUAGACAACAUCAAGGCACACCUCAUGUCCUUGGAGCACUUCGAGGCCCUAAAGGCCAAGCUGCAGGAGGAGAUUGGCAGGCUGGGGUCCUUAGAGGCCGUGAUGCAGCAGAAGAGCAAGUUCGUCCAGAAUUUUGAGGUCGCAGCGUUCCAACACCUGAAGCCGGAAGUCAUCUACCAGUGA
Molecule: messenger RNA, 495 nt
Organism: Symbiodinium natans
Lineage: Eukaryota; Dinophyceae; Suessiales; Symbiodiniaceae
Source: the annotation of a GenBank genome assembly